Podospora anserina S mat+ is the source of this 1446-nucleotide messenger RNA. RefSeq lists its product as uncharacterized. NCBI's taxonomy places the organism in Eukaryota, Fungi, Ascomycota, Sordariomycetes, Sordariales, Podosporaceae. The record is from RefSeq and is a predicted model, not a curated record. The coding region runs from base 1 to 1446 and encodes 481 amino acids. The transcript has 3 exons.
AUGAAGCUCACAACUACGCUUCAGGCCGUCAUCGGCUCGGCCUCGUUUCUCUUCGCGGCCCAACCCGCUCUUGCAGGCCACGUCCACGGCGGCCACCGUCACGCACACGAGAGAUAUGCCAGGAGGCAGAACCACCACAGCCACAUGGCCGGAGAGGUCAUUGGUGCCUCCAGAAUCGCUGCGAGAAAGGCCCCAUGCUCCUUGCCAAAUGAUCCCGACCUCGUGCGCGUUCCCGGUGACGUUAACAACGGCUUUGCCAUGAGCCCUGAUGAGCCUUGCGAGGACGGAAAGUGGUGCCCGAUUGCUUGCAGGUCCGGAAAGGUUAUGGCCCAGUGGAAGCCAAACACAAAAUAUACCUAUCCGGAAUCCAUGUAUGGCGGUCUGUACUGUGAUGGCGGCAAGCCCAUGAAGCCAUUCAGGGAGAAGCCAUACUGCGUUGAUGGCACUGGCGCCGUCAAGGCCGUCAACAAGUGCGGCAAGGUCGUGUCUUUUUGCCAGACCGUUCUUCCCGGCAACGAAGCCAUGAUCAUCCCAACAGAUGUCUCCGACACCAUGACCCUUUCCGUCCCAGAUGCCUCGUACUGGGCCCAAACCGCCGCUCAUUAUUAUGUAAACCCCCCAGGAGUCGAUGCCUCCAGGGGUUGCGUGUGGGGCAAGAUCACCGAGGCGAUCGGCAACUGGAGUCCUUACGUCGCCGGCGCCAACACCCAGAGCAGCGGAGAAACUUUUGUCAAGAUCGCCUGGAACCCCGAGUACAUGACCACCGACAACUCCAAGAACACGCCCACCUACGGCCUCAAGAUCGAAUGCCCCGACGGCGGUUGCAACGGUCUCCCCUGCGUCAUCGAUCCCACCAAGAGCGGAGUGGGUGGUGUGGAAAGCCCCAACACCGCCAGCGUCGAUGGCGGCGCCAACUUCUGCGUCGUGACCGUCCCCAAGGGCAAGACCGCCAACAUUGUCGUCUUUAACACCGACGGCUCGACUGGCGAGAAGCCCAAGCCCAAGGAGGAACCCAAGCCCAAGCCCAAGGAGGAGCCAAAGCCAACCCCCAAGCCAGAGCCAACCACCGUCGCCAAGGUCCCCAAGACGACCGCCGCUCCUCCAAGCAGCACCACCGAGGCCGCCUUCUCCAUCAAGAAGGUCAACCCAACAACCUCCAAGUCAUGGUCCUCCGAGUCCACCUCGGACCCCUACUUUAUGGGUGGUAUCUUCCUGGAAAGCACAGCCGUUGGUAAAACCAAGACCUACUCCGACAUCGAACCGACCGCCACUGCCGAGACCGUCACCACCACCGAAGCCGACGGAGCCGAUUCCAGAGCCGCCGCCGCCGCCGCUGCUGCUGCUGCUUCAACUUCCCCAAGCAACGAAGGGGGUGCUGCCGACCACGGCGGAAGCGCCAUUGCCGGCCUUGUCGUCGCCAUUGUUGCUGCUGCUGCCUUGCUUUAA